CCCUGACAGGCCUUUUAACAAAAUACACCAAAAUUUUGAAUUUCACUUAUUUGGUAUGUAUUCAAACAAAGUUCGCUCUUUUACCAAACUAACAACAAGCUUGAUUCGACUGCCAGAAUUGGUGCCAAAGUAUCAAUUUUCAAGUUUUAAUCGUUAUUAUUCCAAAGCUUGUAAGUACUAUGGUGGCUUUACCGCACCCGUAAGUGAGCGUUCAGAUGCUCAAAAGCAACGCAAGCAAAAACCAAUUAUUGACUGUCAAGGAUCGUUGGUAGAAAAGUGGAAGUAUUUUAAAACACAAUUGACAAACUUUGAGGAUCCAUUAAAGAAAUACGACCAUUUAAUGAGCUUGCGCGAUCAGGAUUUAGAUUUGUAUUACCAUUUCCUGCGCGACUACACAGGAGAGGUUUUGGCCAUUCUCUAUGCAGUUGACGGAGUAAUUCGAAAUUUCGAACGAUUUGAAAUACACCUGCCAAAUAUGCCAACUCUGAUGAAGCAACGUAAAAAACGUCCGGCUAAGCCAUUAGACAUUGCCAAUGCCGUAGAAUAUUUACGUAAGCGCAUCAAUGACCUAAGGAAAGCAAACUCCAAAAAUGAAGGAGGAUCAGGUUCCAAGUCCAAAUCUGAAGAAAAAAUAAAUCCAAUCAAAUGGAUAAAAAAACGCUUUAUGCUAACACCAAAUACAUGCUGUAUGGCAUAUUUGAAGACCAACAACCUCAAGUGAAAGAAGAGUUCGGAAACCUGUUUUACUAUCUGUACUUAAUUCAAUCUGUAUCAAUUAUAUAUUUGAGCUUACCCAAAUAAAAUAAAAAAAAUAUAUUAACUAGA
This is a messenger RNA of Drosophila innubila, 825 nucleotides long. RefSeq lists its product as uncharacterized. The transcript is spliced from 4 exons. Bases 56 to 721 code for a protein of 221 amino acids. Lineage: Eukaryota; Metazoa; Arthropoda; Insecta; Diptera; Drosophilidae. The record is from RefSeq and is a predicted model, not a curated record.